GAGGGAGGGGUGGCCAUAUUUUGGCUUUAGAGUGUCACGAACGAUCAGUCAAGCUGCGGCCACACACCGAGAAGCUAACAGAACAGUCGGCCGAGGCUGGGAAUAAGUGGGCUGCACGUGCACACCGUGAAGUCUCACUCCUUGUGGAAUUUCACACGCCACCAGCACUUCGGACAAUUUUCGUGCGCUCGAUAGACUUCGGUAAUUUGUUGUUUGGCUGACAAAAAUAAACAACUCGGUGUCACGACUAAGUAGCCGCUUUCGCAACGGUGUCUGAGCAGAUCGGUCCGCGGGUUUGCAUCUUUUGUCUUUUUAUUCGGAUGUUGUAUCCAUGCAGCUUUGAACCGGAAUGCCCGCUUGAACUGCCACUGUAGAUUAGCUGUCCAUCACGGUGUCAUCGAACCCUCACCCCUCCUCCCUGGACGAAACACAGGGCCUGCAAACAUGGAAGCAAUAUGGCUCUAUCAGUUCCGCCUCAUUGUGAUUGGCGACUCAACGGUGGGGAAAUCGUGUUUGAUUCGCCGCUUCACCGAGGGACGCUUUGCUCAGGUGUCUGACCCGACGGUGGGGGUUGACUUCUUCUCGCGGCUGGUGGAGAUCGAACCGGGCAAACGCAUCAAGCUACAGAUCUGGGACACGGCGGGCCAAGAGCGCUUUAGGUCCAUUACUAGAGCUUAUUAUCGCAACUCAGUGGGCGGCCUUCUCCUGUUUGACAUCACUAACCGACGCUCCUUCCAGAAUGUGCAUGAAUGGUUGGAAGAGGCCCGCAGUCAUGUGCAGCCACACCAGAUAGUUUUCGUGUUGGUAGGACACAAAUGUGAUCUGGACGGCCAACGGCAGGUGAGCCGACAGGAGGCGGAGAAGCUGGCGGGAGCUUAUGGCAUGAAGUAUGUGGAGACAUCAGCCCGAGAUGCCAUCAACGUGGAGAAAGCUUUCACUGAUUUGACGCGUGACAUUUUUGAGCUCGUCAAGCAUGGAGACAUCACCAUCCAAGAGGGCUGGGAGGGCGUCAAAAGCGGCUUUGUACCAAAUGUGGUGCACUCCUCUGAGGAGGUCACAAAAAGUGACCGCCGCUGCCUCUGCUAAUCUAUUAGCCACAGGGCCCCUCACCGGACCCCUGCCAGGUCUACAGUAAGCAGAGAAUCAAUGGUCUUGUCAUCCAGAAAGCAACGUUUUUCUCUGUGUGUGCUCUUCCUUUUACUUUGCUAGCAAUGCAUACCGUGUCCUUUCCUCGGCAGCUUGGGACUCAGAAGUGUUCUGGGUCUCCAAGGAUCUCUGUUUCUUUAACAAAUACAGAAGUGUAACUUGUGCACAGAAGUUCCAGAUGACUUGAACAAUGGUGAUUGAUGAGUAGCCUAACAACUAACAAAGAAAAGCUGCUUUGAAUCACUGGGCGCCAUAGCAGGAUGUUGGGCGAGGGUCUGGGGUUUCAAAUGUGUUCUGUAAUGAGCAGUAAAUCUCAGGGUCCGGAAAGUUUCGGAAAUACCAAGAAAUGUCUCUGCAUCACAUAUGGCAAGAUGAGCAACAUCUGACCCCACUUAUUUGUGUUAUUUUAACGGAAUGUUUUAAAAUAGGCUUAUAUUUUAUUUUUGAAAGGUGGUGGUUAGCGCAGGUCAAUCUGAAUUGGCAGGAGGGAGAGGCUUAGACCAGAGGUUCAUUUUUGUUUUUUGACAAGCCUCCCGAGUUUUCUGACUGCAGUAGAAAUGGCUGAAAUGGUCACUUUCUGUGUUUUUCUUUUUUUUUUUUUUUGGAGUGCUCACCAGCCACCGACGUGUAGGAUCUUUGUCUGCGUUCACAAAUAGCGAGACAGUGGCAUGUCCUAUUAAGAGUGGGGACCAUCUGCCGUACCCACGCCCUCUCCUAAAUAACUGUUAUGGAAAGCUGGCUCAAAUUCUAGCAGUAAUCAACUUAAGAAAGGUGCUAAGGUCUUUAACUUUCAGUUGGAAUUGCGCUAUUAAUAGACCAAGAGAGAAGCUACCAUCUUCAUUUUGUAAUCAUCAGCCUGAACAACAAAGUGUUUUAAUAAUCCGGAAGCUCUAAAUCCAAUCUUCCUGAUUUGGGGCGUCCCUUAGUAAGAAAAAAGUGUCCACAUCUGCCGGCUUACUUUUGAUUUUUCUUAAGGCGCACAUCAUGAUGCAGAUGAAGAUGACGGCAUUGCGGUUCCAGCUCGGUGACCAGCGACUCCAGUUUGCCUCGAUGAACUGUGAACAAGCAGAUGUCCUUCCUUUGCCUGGCCUCUCCCACAACAGACUCUUUAAUUCUCAGCACCCAAUCUGGGGGUGGCAGCUACCACCCAUGUCCAUUUCCCCAGCAGCUUAAAUGUCUGGUGCACAAUUCCAAGAAUUGUUUCUUCUGCAAUGAAAAGCUGAGUUUUUGCUCCAUAUUGGUUUGAUGUGAAGGACUGAUCUCUCUCAGGGCUUCUCCUACAGCAGGACCGCAGCUGUCAGAGGCUCCUUUGAGGUCAUGGGUGGGUAACCAUGAAUGGUGCUUUACCAUCACCAGCAGGUGGAUGGGCCGAGCUGUGAAGAUUCACCAGCGCACCCUCUCCUUCUUAACCCUGGACUGUUGAGGAGGGGAGAAUAUCUGGCAGCAUUUCUUUAAAUCUGAGCCUUUCCAAGCGGAAACCCAACCCCAGCUUUCUGUACUUUUUUAACCACUGCAGCUCCUUUCUCAAUGUUUUGACGUUAGAAAUGGAAGAUUUUAUUUUUUUUUUUAUUAGUAUUAUUUUCAUUUUCGUGGGCUGUUAAUCCUUUUGCCAUCAAACAAUGCUGAAAUGUGAAUUUCUCCCGGCUUGCUGUGUCCAAUAACGUGUAAGUGGAUACCUGCCUGUAAUUUUAGCCAGAGAUCUGUCAUGUGCUAAAAAAACGAAACAAAACCCGAAUAAAAUUGUAGUUGCUAUUCUCCUGCUUUCAUCCCUCAAAGGAUGCAGAGUGCGAACAUUUUAGUUUUGCAGUUUGUGCACCGACUCGAGGCCUUUGGACUUGUGUGGCUCCCUGCGGCGGAAAGCUUGAAGAAUUGCAGUCUGGGUUUGAAGGGAGGGGUGGAGGUGGGGAGGCUGUCAAUAAAAGCCCCGGAGAGUGGGGGGUCUUUGGCUAAUCGAUGAGGAGGCAGCGGGCAUCAUUUUAUAAUGGAAAUGUUAACCUGGGCUGACCAAAUUCUAAUUAAGGCUUACUAGAAUUUCUUAACUAAAUAUUUAAAUGAAAGUAGCUGUUGAAGUAAACAUUAAAUCAUUUUGAAUGUGA
Molecule: messenger RNA, 3242 nt
Organism: Polypterus senegalus (gray bichir)
Lineage: Eukaryota; Metazoa; Chordata; Cladistia; Polypteriformes; Polypteridae
Gene: rab39bb
Product: RAB39B, member RAS oncogene family b
Exons: 2
Coding region: 445-1086 (213 amino acids)
Biological process (GO): Rab protein signal transduction
Cellular component (GO): Golgi membrane
Molecular function (GO): GTP binding; GTPase activity
Source: RefSeq, a predicted model, not a curated record